AGCUACCUAGCUGCCCCAAACAUAAUUCUUUAAAAUGAUGGUAGCUUCUUUUUCUUAUACAUGCUUCCCUUGUGCUCUCUUUAGGUGAACUAUUGGCCAUUUAUGAGACUGCAAUUUUCAUGAUAAAAUGGAGGUGAUACAAUCACAAUCCACAGAUAUAAAACCGAAUGAUGAUGAAAGGACACAUACCGAAAUUUCUCCUAUUCUUUUGGCCAGCCUUGUAGAAGAGCCAAAGAAAAGAAAGGAAGUACCUAAUCAUCUGCUGGAAUCAAAGAUUUUUUCAAAGCUUGAGCAAAAUAAAGUUGUAAAAGCAGAACCUGGAAUAAUACAUUUUGGAAGCUAUAAAAUUGGAGAACACCACCAACAGAUUCUGAAUCUGAUCAAUGUUUCUGGUGAUGUCAUAAAUCUUCAUAUUUUACCCCCCCAAACAAAGUAUUUUGCAAUCAAGUACACUAAAAAACAUCGAAUUGUUCCUGGCUUAUCCCUUAAAGUGAUGGUUGAAUUUUCUCCAGAUGAAUGGCGUUAUUAUUAUGAUUGUAUCCGUAUUCACUGUCAGGGAGACGAAAAUUUACUUAUUCCCCUCCAUGCCUAUCCAGUCCUAAACACUUUGGAAUUUCCCUCAUUUAUAAAUCUACCAGAUAUUCCACUUGGAGAAAGUGAAGAUUAUGUUAUUCCUUUGCAGUGCAGCUGCCCAAUAGAUUUUGAGUUUCAUAUAAUUGUGCUUCAGCCUGAUGAAUCCUUUGUUGUUCAUCCAACGUCAGGAAUAAUUCCAUCCAAUGGGAAAGUGAAUCUGACUGUUACAUUUGCACCAUUUAGAUAUGGAACUGCACGAAUAAAAUUGCAGCUAUGGAUUUCUCAGUUCAAUGCUACGCCUUAUGUAUGUACAUUCACUGGAACAUCAUCUCCACAAAUGGCUUUGAGUUUAGAAGAUUUUCAGAAACUUAAUAAACUCUCGAAGAAAAUUAAAAUUUCUCCUGAAAAGAUAUACAAAUUAGAAUCUAAGAAAACACAACCUAAAAAGACCAAAUAUGUAAACAUCUUAAAGAAAAUUGAAUACCGAGACUUGAGAUUUCCAACAGAUUUAGCCUCUCCUUUUGCUGUGGCAACUAUUUUAAAUCAAGAAGCAGGAAAAUUGAAGCAUAAAGAAUUAAGAGAAGUUUUGUACAAUAAAGAUGAGUUCUACAAAACGAAGCAAAUGAAAGAAGCUCUGUUUUUAAAUAAGGUCAGAUGGGACACCAUUGAAGAAGCAGAUAACUACCUUAAAUGGCAAGUGCGCCUUGGUAAAGAUCCAAUAUCUUCUGAAUAUAAAGAAGCUUUUCAAGAAGAAACAAGGAGAUGUUGGCAGGUUUACCAGGUAACAAGAGGAGACCCAGUUUUGGAAGAGGAAUUUGAACGACGUACUUCAGAAGUUGAUCAUUCACGAAUCUACCGAAAACUAGAAGAGAAAAAGCAAGAUUUUUCUCCUAAAUUUGAUGUUCUUGUUAACAAUCUUUGGCUGAAGAAAUACAGAAGGCAGAAAAGAUUUCAACAAGCAGCCCGAAAGGUCCUGAUUCGAGAGAGACUAUGUAAAAUAUUAAAUGCUCUUCAUAAAGUAGACAGGCAAAUGAUAUUGAGAAAAUUUGAAGCGGAAAGAAAAACAGCAUAUGAGUUCAGAACCAAAACUGUCUGUCCACUUGCUUUAAGUCAAGAUGAAGCUGCCAUGCGUUUUAAUUUGCACCCAGAACACGUCUUACUUUUUCAAUUUCCUUCACACUCUUUGGAAGCGAAAUCUGAUGAAUUGGCUCCUGAUGGCCUUGGACUGGUGCCCAUUAAGCCAACAGAGGUUCAGAUAAAACAAUGUCACCAUUUUCUGAACUUGCAGGUUCCCCAACUUUACAAUAUCAAGAGGUACAAACCAUAUUGUAUCCAGACUUGCUCAUCAAGUUAUAAAUCUCAGAAACUUGCUCGACCCCUUAAACAAGGAGCUAUGGAAGAGAUAAUACUUGUGGAGCCAUCACAACGAUCUGAAAACAGCCACUUACCAUCCCAUAGAAAGUUUUCACUGUUGGACCUCAGCCCUCCUGAAGCUAUGCUCAAGCCUCCAUUCUAUCAUCCACUUUGUAUUUUUAAUCCAAACCCAGGACUAUUUCGUAUGAAACACAAGAUGUCCUAUGCAGAAGUAACAACUGAUUAUCAUCUGUGUACACAUCCAAAAUAUGUAUUCACCAAAGAAUGUCAUAGAGGAUCCAGUAUUCCCAUGACACAAAAGAAAUUUCUAAAUCGAAAGGACAUUAUUCCUGGAAUCAUGAGCUGGAAAAAGUUCACUCCAGCAGUUCUUUCAGUUUUGAAUGAUACUUCCAAUUUGACAUCAAAUUGUUGCCACGACCCCUACAAUGAAGAUAUACUGCCAACUGAUGUGCCUGCAAUUCUCAAUGAAUUAAGAGAAGAAGACAGGGCGGAAAUCAUUGAGCAGGAGCCUGGUGAUCAGCCCCCUGAAUAUGUAUUGACCCCAGAAAUGCUCAGAGCUGAGUUUGUUAUACUAGAAGAAAAAGUCAUAAGAGAAGACAAAGACCAAGCACAUACUGAAAAAAUUGGAGAAAAGGUAUUUCAGAACGUCCAAAAUAUGCAGUCAAAAUCAAACAAUAGAAACCUGCUUCUGGAAUAA
This is a messenger RNA of Gracilinanus agilis (Agile Gracile Mouse Opossum), 2644 nucleotides long. RefSeq names its product cilia and flagella associated protein 221 (gene CFAP221). The transcript has 23 exons. The record is from RefSeq and is a predicted model, not a curated record. Gene Ontology annotation, biological process: cilium assembly; cilium movement. NCBI's taxonomy places the organism in Eukaryota, Metazoa, Chordata, Mammalia, Didelphimorphia, Didelphidae. Gene Ontology annotation, cellular component: cilium. Bases 128 to 2644 code for a protein of 838 amino acids.